Seriola dumerili (greater amberjack) is the source of this 2451-nucleotide messenger RNA. It is a transcript of the gene kcnn3, whose product is annotated as small conductance calcium-activated potassium channel protein 2-like. Gene Ontology annotation, molecular function: small conductance calcium-activated potassium channel activity; calmodulin binding. The record is from RefSeq and is a predicted model, not a curated record. The transcript has 10 exons. Gene Ontology annotation, cellular component: neuron projection; plasma membrane; neuronal cell body. Gene Ontology annotation, biological process: potassium ion transmembrane transport. NCBI's taxonomy places the organism in Eukaryota, Metazoa, Chordata, Actinopteri, Carangiformes, Carangidae. The coding region runs from base 1 to 2451 and encodes 816 amino acids.
AUGGAGCCUCCCCCCUCUCUAAGCUUGGCUCUGCUAGGAGGGAGCGAGGAUGAGGACCAGCGCUUCCUCUUUCCCCUGGGCAUUAUAUCCCAUCCCUCCACCACUGGCAAUCAGCCAGGAUCAAACCACUCCAACCACAUGGGAGGAUCAAGCCUCGACCGUCUAAAUGGCAGCACCCCGUCCCCGUCCCCUGCCACGCCCAACUUACCUCCAACAUCGCUCCCCAAGUUACCCCUGUCCUCCUCUGGAGCCCAGCCUCUGCCCCCACCCAUCCCCAACGCCCUGCACCCCACCAGCACCCCACUGUCCUCCUGCUUGGGCUCGCAGCACAGCCUGAGCGGGGACAACUCCCCGGUCUACAACGCCCUCUUUUACUCCUCCCACUCACCCUCCAUGGAGCGGGAGAGGGACAGAGAGCGUGACAGGGACAGGGAGAGAGAGAGGGGCUGCAAACACAGACAGGCCAGCCCUCUGGUUCACCGUAGGGACAGUAACCCCUUCACGGAGAUCGCCAUGAGCUCCUGUAAGUACACAGGCGGGGUCAUGAAGCCCCUGAGCCGCCUCAGCGCCUCCCGCAGAAACCUCAUCGAAUCAGACAGCAGCAGUGAAACCAAAGAGGGUGGCGUUUCAGCUCGAGAAGCCCUACCUACCUCUUCGGUGGCCCAGUCCUCUACCAAUCAACCCCCAAUCCAGAGCCCUCCAGAGAUUGUGAUUUCAUCCAAAGAAGACUCGCCGUACCUCAGAGGAGGGUAUGACAUCACUGACUCCACAUCCAACCAGAUGUCCAUCUACCACCAGAACCACGCGCUGGUGGAGAGCAGGCGGGCGCAGCCGGGGAGGGGCAGCAGGCAAGGAGGGGUCGGGGCGGUGGGCACCGGGCCUAGGGGCAGCACCUCCAAGGCCCCUAAACGGAAGAACCAAAACAUUGGCUAUAAACUGGGGCAUCGCAGGGCAUUGUUCGAAAAGAGGAAGAGGCUGAGUGACUAUGCCCUCAUCUUUGGAAUGUUUGGCAUCGUCGUCAUGGUGAUUGAGACGGAGCUGUCAUGGGGCGUGUACACAAAGAGCUCCAUGUAUUCUCUGGCCCUGAAGUGUCUGAUCAGCCUGUCCACAGUCAUAUUGCUGGGCCUCAUCAUAGCCUACCAUGCACGGGAGGUUCAGCUGUUUGUCAUCGACAACGGAGCGGAUGACUGGCGCAUCGCCAUGACGAUGGAGAGGGUCCUGCUGAUUGCGCUGGAGCUGCUGGUGUCCGCGGUGCAUCCAGUGCCCGGGGACUUUAAGUUUCAGUGGCGGGCGCGGCUGGCCUUCUCGUAUGCGCCGUCGCAGGCCGAGGCCGACCUGGACAUGGUGUUGAGCGUGCCCAUGUUUCUGCGCCUUUACCUCAUCGCCAGAGUCAUGCUUCUGCACAGUAAACUCUUCACCGACGCCUCCUCCAGGAGUAUAGGUGCCCUAAAUAAGGUGCAUUUUAACACACGGUUUGUAAUGAAAACCCUCAUGACUAUCUGCCCUGGGACGGUGCUGCUGGUCUUCAGCAUCUCUCUGUGGAUCAUUGCUGCCUGGACCGUGCGAGUGUGUGAGAGGUACCACGAUGCCCAGGAUGUGACCAGUAACUUCCUGGGAGCCAUGUGGCUUAUCUCCAUCACUUUCUUGUCCAUCGGCUAUGGAGACAUGGUUCCUCACACCUACUGUGGCAAAGGAGUCUGUCUGCUCACAGGAAUCAUGGGUGCGGGCUGUACAGCUCUGGUGGUUGCCGUGGUAGCGAGGAAGCUGGAGCUGACCAAGGCCGAGAAACACGUACACAACUUCAUGAUGGACACGCAACUCACCAAGCGGAUAAAGAAUGCGGCGGCUAACGUGCUGAGGGAGACCUGGCUCAUCUACAAACACACCAAGCUGAUGAAGAAGAUCGACCACUCCAGAGUCCGCAAACACCAGCGGAAGUUCCUCCAGGCUAUACAUCAAUUACGCAGUGUGAAAAUGGAGCAGAGGAAACUCAGUGAUCAGGCCAACACACUAGUGGACCUCUCAAAGAUGCAGAGCGUCAUGUAUGAGCUGAUGUCGGAGCUCAACGACCGCAGCGAAGACCUGGAGCGCCAGAUGCUGUCUCUGGAACAGCGGGUGGAGCAACUCACUGCCGGCUUCAACGCCCUCCCUGCCCACCUCUCAGCCACCCUCAGUGCCCAGCACGCUGCCCUGGUCCACCUGCUGCGAGAGAGGGAUGCAAGGGAUGGAAGAGGAGGAGGUGGAGGAGGUGCUGUGGUCCCACUGUCCCCAGCAGCUUCUUUAACCCCUGCCCCAGCUUCAGUUUCUCCAGUCCAGGUCACAGCUCCAGCACCACCCCCAGCCCAGGUCCCUACUUUGGCCUUGGAGUCCCCUCUCUCACCCCCACCACUGAGCCCAGAGGGGAGCCUGGAGGCUAGUCCCAGCCCUAACACCUGCACCUCAAGCUGCUGA